This is a messenger RNA of Porites lobata, 2128 nucleotides long. The record is from the annotation of a GenBank genome assembly. NCBI's taxonomy places the organism in Eukaryota, Metazoa, Cnidaria, Anthozoa, Scleractinia, Poritidae.
GAGCAAAGAUUUCGAACGCCAAUUACAGCUUCAGAAUGCGAGAAGUUUAACAAAAGCUGGGUAUCAGACGCCAGCCGCCGUAAAUGGGCGUGGGUUUUGAAAGUCUUUGAGGAAUGGAAGAAGCAGAGAAAUGAAGCGGUUUUAAGGUGGCUCGACUGGAUUUUUUUAGGGGGAUACCUCCCAAGUUUGAGCGUUAAUUACGUCGGCAUGAGUAAAGAUAUGGAAAAAAGGUUACCACAACUGUAUUAUAUAAAGAUGAAAAUUUCUUAUGAUUUGGGUUUUAUUGCAAUCGGAGUCGCCAUGGCAACGUAAUGACGCCAUUACGUUUUUCAUUUAUCUUUGUAUUUCUCUGUACCAGGAGUUUUUUGAAGAAAUCGCUUAAGGGAGUAUGUACCUGCCAUAAUUGGCUUCAUUAUGGCAAAGUUUGAACAAAUUCUAUGAGAGCGUUUUUGAAAUAUUUUGAAAAACAGUUUUAAGAAUCAUAAAAACAGUGAAAUAGCAUGCUAGCCACACAAAUCGCUGAUAUUUUAAGAAAAUGAUAAGCUUUGGUAACGCAGCUUCAUCUCAUAGUGGUUUGAUUCCAUUGAAAACUGCAUACAAAAAAAGAGGUGAAUUGCUCUGGGCGAUCGCGAGUAAGAAGAAUUUUAUUAACUUGCAUUCAGUUGCUUUUGAUACAGUUUUUGGACGUUAUUUGGUCCAUGCCUAAAAAUUUCGCAUUUUUCCAAAAACCGCUCGAUAAAUUUUUCUAUAAAUUCGACAAACCCGAGAUCAAUUGUCAAGAAGUAUUCCCUGCAAGUUUCAAGAACAUUGAAAACAGGAAAGGCUUUUAAAUAGGGCCUCAAAUAUAGCAAAUUUCCCCACCAGAUUUUGUGUUUACAAGAGUGCGUACUCAUUACUCACUGGCAUUGUUUUCAAGUUUCAUAUACACGUGCACAUUUAGCAAAAAGAUAGAAUUUGCAUCAAAAAGGGCCCUCGGUUAAAUCUCCGGGAUAUGCUAAUUACCGAGUAAAGAGAUCAGUGAUACAUUAUAACAUCAGAGCGACUCUUUGUGCGAGGUUCUGUGAUGUUAUAACCCGAGUAAGAUAAUUACGUAUUGCAUCCUACACGAUGAGCCGUGACGUUCACCAUUUCGGCUCUCACUGCUAUAUGUGACGACAAGCCAAUUAUUAGCAUAUUCCGGAUAUUUCUUCAGAAAAUAAUCGAGAGUUCUUUUUGAUGCAAAUUUAUGUCUUUUGCUAGUUGUGCACGUGCAUAUGAAACUUGAAAACAAUGCCAGUGAAUAAUGAGGACGCUCACUUGCAAACACAAAAUCUGGGGGGGAAAUUGGCUAUAUUUGAGGCCCUAUUUAAAAGCCUUACCUGUUUUCUAUGCUCUUGAAACUUGCAGGGAAUAUUUCUUAACAAUUGAUCUCGGGAUCGUCGAAUUUAUAAAAAAAUUCAUCGAGCGGUUUUUGGAAAAAUGCGAAAUUUUUGGGCAUGGACCAAACUACGUCCAAAAACUGUAUCAAAAGCAACUGAAUGCAAGUUAAUAAAAUUCUUCUUACUCGCGAUCGCCCAGAGCAAUUCCCCUCUUUCUUUGUAUGCAGUUUUCAAUGGAAUCAAACCACUAUGAGAUGAAGCCGCGUUCCCAAAACUUAUCAUUUUCUUAAAAUAUCAGCGAUUUGUGUGGCUAGCAUGCUAUUUCACUGUUUUUAUGAUUCUUAAAAUGCAUUUCAAAAUAUUUCGAAAACGCUCUCAUAGAAUUUGUUCAAACUUUGCCAUAAUGGAGGCAAUUAUGGCAGGUACGUACUCCCUUAAGCGAUUUCUUCAAAAAACUCCUGGUACAGAGAAAUACAAAGAUAAAUGAAAAACGUAAUGGCGUCAUUACGUUGCCAUGGCGACUCCGAUUGCAAUAAAACCCAAAUCAUAAGAAAUUUUCAUCUUUAUAUAAUACAGUUGUGGUAACCUUUUUUCCAUAUCUUUACUCAUGCCGACGUAGUUAAUUCUCAAACUUGGGAGGUAUCAACCUCAAAAAAUCCAGUCGAGCCACCUUAAAACAAGAUUACAGUGGCUAGCCAGUAAUUGAAGAAGAUGUAGACGAGAUGUCCGACGAGCAGUUGGACUUUACAUUGGCUCGUUUCAGUCAGUAG